UUGUGGGCAUUUCUGGUUGUUGAUUAAUUAUUACUCUAAUUAAUAAACUGCUGAAUCGGGACAUUGUGACUACAGGGCAAAGUUCUGGACAUGGACCAACAAUUUCAGUCGGCUGUCUGAACGACAGGGACUGGACCUAUCACUAGACUUGUGUUGCUGCAGAAGAUUUUAAGAGAGAGACAUGGCCACCACAAUGAUCAAUAAUCCUGCUGACAUCAGCAUCAUCGUGGCUUAUUUUGCCAUGGUCAUCAGCGUUGGAAUAUGGUCCAUGUGUCGGACCAACCGUGGGACAGUCGGAGGAUACUUCCUGGCAGGACGGACCAUGAGCUGGUGGCCGGUUGGUGCUUCUCUUUUUGCAAGCAACAUCGGGAGCGGACAUUUUGUGGGCCUGGCAGGUACCGGGGCGGCCAGUGGGAUCGCAGUGGGAGGUUUUGAAUGGAAUGCCCUCUUCGUCAUGCUUCUUCUCGGCUGGAUCUUCGUCCCGGUCUACCUAACAGCUGACGUGAUGACGAUGCCGCAGUACCUGCAGAAAAGGUUUGGGGGCAAGCGGAUCAGCCUGUACCUCUCUGUCAUCUCACUCUUCCUCUACAUUUUCACCAAAAUCUCUGUGGACAUGUUUUCAGGAGCCGUCUUCAUCCAGCAGGCUUUGGGGUGGAACAUCUACAUCGCUGUCAUCGCUCUGUUGAUCAUCACUGCUCUCUACACUGUCACCGGGGGUCUCGCAGCGCUGAUGUAUACAGACACUGUCCAGACCUUUGUCAUCAUCACUGGAGCCUUUGUCCUCACUGGGUUUUCCUUUGCUAAAGUGGGAGGCUACAGCGCGCUGUUAGCCAAAUACAGCGCGGCGCUACCAACUAACAUCAUGUCUUUGGAGCCCCAUCGCUACAACAUCUCCUCCCACUGCUACACUCCCCGACCUGAUGCCUUCAGUCUGCUGAGGGACCCAACCACGGGGGACCUGCCCUGGCCAGGGGUCUUGUUUGGGAUCGCAAUAGUGGCUGGAUGGUACUGGUGCACAGAUCAGGUGAUCGUGCAGCGCUGCCUUGCAGCUCGCAGUCUCACGCAUGUGAAGGCCGGCUGCAUCAUGUGUGGCUACCUCAAACUGCUGCCCAUGUUCCUCAUGGUGUUCCCGGGGAUGAUCAGCAGGGUCCUGUACCCAGACGAGGUGGGCUGCGUGGUCCCUGAAGUGUGCCAGCAAGUGUGUGGGACCGGCGUGGGCUGCUCCAACAUUGCCUAUCCUAAACUGGUGGUGUCCAUCAUGCCCAGCGGGUUGAGGGGUCUGAUGCUGGCAGUGAUGCUCGCUGCCCUCAUGUCCUCGCUGGCCUCCAUCUUCAACAGCAGCAGCACACUCUUCACUUUGGACAUCUGGACGCGGGUCCGACCCCGAGCCAGCGAGCGAGAGCUCCUAAUAGUGGGCAGAGUCUGGGUCCUAUGCAUCGUUGCCAUCAGUAUCUGCUGGAUUCCGGUGGUCCAGGCUGCACAAAGUGGUCAGCUGUUUGACUACAUCCAGUCUGUGUCCAGCUACCUGGCUCCUCCCAUCGCCUCCGUCUUCCUGCUUGGAGUGUUUGUCAAGAGGGUGAACGAAGCGGGAGCCUUCUGGGGUCUGAUUGGUGGGCUGAUGAUGGGUCUGUGUCGGAUGGUGCCAGAAUUCUGGUUUGGCACCGGCAGCUGCAUCUUCCCCUCCAGCUGUCCCUCAGUUAUUUGCGGCUUCCACUACCUGCACUUUGCCAUCGUUCUCUUCUUCUGCACGUCAGCACUGGUGCUGCUGGUCAGCUUCUGCAGCCGGUCUAUCGAAGACAUACACCUUCAUCGGCUAGUUUUCAGCCUGCGUCACUCCAGAGAAGAGAGGAUUGAUUUGGACUGGAAGCAGGAAGAGGAGGAGCAGAGAGAAAGACGGGAAGGUGAUGGCACCAAGGAAGAGAGCAGCAACGAUGAAGGGACAGGGCAAGCUGGUGUCUGUCACGAGACUGGACGAGUCUGGAUCAGCCAACCGGAGAACCUAAAGCAAGAAGCAUCACUGAGGCCGGAGCAACUGAGCACCAUCACCGAGGAACCUUUGUGGAAGUAUGUGGUGGACGCCAACGCUCUCAUCAUGACGGCGGUCGCCGUCUUCAUGUGGGGCUACUACGCCUGA
Synchiropus splendidus (mandarinfish) is the source of this 2134-nucleotide messenger RNA. RefSeq names its product solute carrier family 5 member 2 (gene slc5a2). Lineage: Eukaryota; Metazoa; Chordata; Actinopteri; Syngnathiformes; Callionymidae. The record is from RefSeq and is a predicted model, not a curated record. Gene Ontology annotation, biological process: sodium ion transport; transmembrane transport. The transcript is spliced from 14 exons. Gene Ontology annotation, cellular component: plasma membrane. The coding region runs from base 182 to 2134 and encodes 650 amino acids. Gene Ontology annotation, molecular function: D-glucose:sodium symporter activity.